This is a messenger RNA of Macroventuria anomochaeta, 1270 nucleotides long. RefSeq lists its product as uncharacterized. The transcript is spliced from 2 exons. The record is from RefSeq and is a predicted model, not a curated record. NCBI's taxonomy places the organism in Eukaryota, Fungi, Ascomycota, Dothideomycetes, Pleosporales, Didymellaceae. Bases 184 to 1149 code for a protein of 321 amino acids.
GAACUCAUGGGCGGAUUGUUGCUCGUUCUUUGCGCGUGCCCCUGUUGAAACAUUCGUUAAUUCUGUCGGCUUCCGUUGAUGUUGGCGGGUAGCCCUCGAUAAAGAUCUUGUUUUCCAGCUCUUCCUCGGACCUUCCUGCUUCGUGCCGGUCCACCGCCGAAACUCACGACCGCGGCAGCCACGAUGUCACGAAAGGCUGCCCUUAUGACCGACGGUGCGUGCGUCGUGGUAGAAUGCUCGCAGUCAAGAAACGAAGCUCGUGCUGUUGCUCUCGAUGAAAAUGCACCGUGCAAUCAACCAUCGCUGCCAACUCCUCCUCUUCCCCAGCAGAUAGCCACUGCUACCAAGCCAAAACGCGAUUCACCACGCGACCAGAAGCGCAAGGCAUACUACUACAACAGACUCCAACCGAACAACAAGAAUCGCGCACAGCUGAACAGCAAAGGGAACAAGUUGGGUCAGCGUAGGCUUGUUCAUCAGGAAGUUCAGCCUCACCAACUAGCCGAAGAAUCGGGGAACGAUGUCCACAGCCGUACUAUACAUGCUCAGGGCUCUUUCAGCGCUAAUCUUCCCUCGCAGCGACCUGGCGGUCCGCUGUACACUGGGCAGAUUGCUCACAUUACCAACAACUAUUACUAUAUCACCCCAGAUCAAGUCGGGUCUGGUUCCGUACCACUGGUGUAUGCGGGACACUCCCAUGUUCCAUGGGUACGACCGGCGGCAGCGGCAGCAGUACGCGCACCGCCAACUAGGAUCGAGUUGCAGGAGGCGAGGCCAACAACGGCGGCCAUAGGGAUGUCUUUCGGAGCAAACGAUUCCCAUGGACUUGUUGCAGGCUCACAAGCUGAACCGCGUUCCCGACCGCAAGCGCAGCCGCAACCACAGCCAGUUACAGCGCUUGCACAGCAGCAGGGAUUUGGGACUAGCCCUCGCCAGAACAGCCUGCUGAGCUCAAGCCCUAUCCAUCGUCAUGUCGGCAUCGAAAUCUUGCCCAGAUACAAGACGGCUCCUCGUGAACCUUCUUCAAGUGUAGGGCAGCCCGAACGCGACGCGCAAGGUUUGUACGAGCGCGAAGUUGAACCAAGACCAAUCAACCGGACCCAAACUGUGCCAAUUCGAUGUACCCAGGACUGCAGUAAAUCCAUCUGAGAUUCAGGUGGGUAUUUCACUCCUGAUUCCUCUUACUAGCUCUUGUAACGGGUCCUAACUCUUUCAGCGCUCUACCGGAGAGUAUCCAUCUUCCGUAUAGCUCGUGAUCCAAUAUCUUUGC